Molecule: messenger RNA, 2565 nt
Organism: Rhipicephalus sanguineus (brown dog tick)
Lineage: Eukaryota; Metazoa; Arthropoda; Arachnida; Ixodida; Ixodidae
Exons: 12
Coding region: 1-2565 (854 amino acids)
Biological process (GO): monoatomic ion transmembrane transport
Cellular component (GO): plasma membrane
Molecular function (GO): transmembrane signaling receptor activity; extracellular ligand-gated monoatomic ion channel activity; protein binding
Source: RefSeq, a predicted model, not a curated record
AUGACCAAGCCUCCCACGAGAAGACGCUUGAUGAGUGGCGAAAAGUACUUCAUGAUAGCUGUACUUGGAGUUACUUGGCCUUACGUGUACGCAAACCUGACCGUUGAUGAGGCGACCACGAAACUUGUCGUCCUCGGCUCUAGCUACAAGAAGUACACGGCGCCGUCCCAAGCCGGUGAACCAGCGCAAGUUUACCUCGACAUGAAUUUAUUGAACGUGGACCCACUCUCUGGCGCGGAAAGUGAAUUCGGCCUGGUGGCGCUGGUACGGUUGAGGUGGCACGACCCGCGACUCAACCUGACCUUCUUCAAGAAGAACAGCUUCGUGGCGCUGCCCGCCUACCUGGAGGACGAGAUCUGGACUCCGCGUGUGGCCUUUCUCGACGCCAGCGAGGUGCGUCUGCUGGCCGCCACAGCUGACGACGCCUCGCGCAUCACUCGCGUUUCCGAGGACGGCACCAUUGCAGACACACGCAGGUAUGUGUUCAGAGUGUCCUGUGCCAUAAACUUGGAUCUCUACCCCCUGGACACACAGCGUUGUCCUUUCAGGAUAAAGUUGCAGGGUCACAAAGAAUCAACGGUACAGCUGCAGUGGAUCAACGCGUUCAAGACUGGCGAGGAAAACGUGCUCUGGUUACGCGGUGCUCGCUUACACACCAUCACGCUGAACACGAGCGAGCAGACACUCGAUUCAAUCGCAGGCCCCCAGCGCUGCCUGUUGUUGCAAUUCGCGUUCGGCCGUAACCCGUGGCCGCACUUGCUGAGCACGUGGCUCCCGUCGGCCAUGUUGGUGCCCGUGGCCUGGGCUCGCCUGUGGUUACCUGGCGGCGGCCUGUUCCUGCCCUGCGCUGCCCUGGCCGGUCUGACGCUGCAUACCACGCAGUUCAAGGCAAUGCUGCAUGGACACGACCUGCUGACCGCCAUGGACGUCUGGCUGUUGCUCUGCCUGGGAUUCGUGCUCGGCGCCUUCUUCGACUACCUGAUCGUCUGCAACGCAAACCAGCGGACGUGGAGCGUGCAAAAACUGGCCGAGGACGCCGCUGCGGACGACUGGAGCCGCAUCUCUGACCAGGUGUACGUGGCCGACGGUUACCGACUCACACACGAAGCCGGCACCCAGACGCCGCCGGACAUCGGGCUGGACGAGGCGCGACACGAUCGCCGCGCCUGGAUUGUCUUCGUCUUCGGAUUCCCGCCGGGCCCGUUCGACGCCAAAGCUAUGGCAGCGUGGCCGCUGGGAUAUCAUGUCUGCGGAUUGCUUUUAACGUCAUGCCAUAUUGCUACAAUCAGUACGAUGGGAUUUGAGGAGCCAGGGCCUCUGGGUGACUACCGCCCAUUCUGCAGCAGGUACCGUUGCUGUCCUCUGGAGCCGAACCGCAUGAGCAUGGACUGCUCGGCCCGGAACGCCUCCGAGCUCCAGGAAGUCUCGAUUCCACCGCCGAUCCGGUCUCUGUCUCUGAGGCACAACCGCAUCUCGCAGCUCCAGCAAGGCUCCUUCGCAAUGGCGCCCACGCUUUCGAGGCUGGACCUGUCGUUCAACAAGAUAGACUCCAUCUCGCAGGGAUGGUGGACGUUGGGCAGCGUUAACCGCGCCAACGCGACGUCGAGACUCCGGUCCCUCUCACUGGCCAACAACGCGGUGCAAAGCGUCAACAGCUCCUCCCUCGACGGACUGAGCACGCUCGUGGCACUCGACCUGAGCUACAACCGGAUACGAGUCCUCAGAGGAGAGAGCUUCGCGGGACUGACGAACCUCGAGGAGCUCGUGGUGGACCACAAUCCGAUAUACUACGUGCGGGGCGACGCGUUCGCGUCUCUGCCGCAACUUCGCGAACUUCAAAUGAACUAUCUGGCUCGUCUAAUAGUUCCUCCAACCGCCUUUCGGUUCGUACCCGCCAUCACGACUCUGGGGAUGGCCGGAAACAAGCUUGAAGUUGUACCCGAGCGAUGCUUGCAGAGCCUCAAGUCGCUGAGGUCGCUUGAUUUGAGCAGGAAUCCGUUGCGAGCCAUCACCGAUUCGAGCCUGCGAGGGCUGCCGAGCCUGAGUAUGCUGCGCCUCAACGACCUUCACGAGCUGAGCAAGGUGGAGGCGCACGCCUUCGGAGCCCUGCCCCACCUGAAGGAGCUGCACCUGAGCUACAAUCCCAAGCUGGCGGAGUUGGAACCGGACGCCUUCUAUGACGAGGAGCACAAGCGGACCGUUCAGCUUAACGAGCUUCAUGUGCACCACACGGGCCUGCGUAGCCUUUCCUCGAAACUGCAGGAUUGGAGCCGGAUCGUGGACGCGGACCUGAGCGAGAACGCCUGGAGAUGCGCGGCGCCACUCAGCUUGGAAGGUCGUCCCGUGGGUGACUUACGGCCGUACGAGUUCUCGUGCGAAGACGCCGACUCGCCCAAGCUCACCUCUUCUAUCGUCAUGCUGUGCGCCCUCGUCGUGUCGGCGGCAGCCGCCUCCAUCGGAGCGACCAUUUACAAGUGCGUCUCGCGAAGAGACGAGCGAGUCUACAGACGCGUUCCCGAAACUGCGGAAGCCGAAAGUGUGGCCUGCGCAGAAGCGGUGCUUUAG